AUGCGACCUGGUGCGUUGACCAGGCGUUGGUCAAACGUCCGCCAAGUCAUGUCCCAAAAAUCUCGCAGAUCGGAAGCGAUUGCAGAGACAAGCCUCAACGCGACGGACCGACGGAGGGAGCUGAGCUGGAGAUCGGAGAUGUGCUGCCUCACCUCCUACUGGUACACCUCCAGCUUCGUCUCGUGGCUGUGCCGUGUCUUGGCCCUUGUUGGCUUUAGUUCCAAUGCAUUCCUCAGGACAAAUCGCUUUGACAGAGCUUUUGCCGACCUCAGCCACUGUCGACUUGGAGCUGUAGCUGUCGGCCGGAAGCAUGGGACGUCGGCAACAUAG
Symbiodinium necroappetens is the source of this 330-nucleotide messenger RNA. The record is from the annotation of a GenBank genome assembly. NCBI's taxonomy places the organism in Eukaryota, Dinophyceae, Suessiales, Symbiodiniaceae.